Aspergillus terreus NIH2624 is the source of this 843-nucleotide messenger RNA. It is a transcript of the gene rab7, whose product is annotated as Rab family GTPase YPT7. The coding region runs from base 1 to 843 and encodes 280 amino acids. The transcript has 5 exons. Gene Ontology annotation, cellular component: fungal-type vacuole membrane; phagocytic vesicle; vacuole. Gene Ontology annotation, biological process: regulation of vacuole fusion, non-autophagic. NCBI's taxonomy places the organism in Eukaryota, Fungi, Ascomycota, Eurotiomycetes, Eurotiales, Aspergillaceae. The record is from RefSeq and is a predicted model, not a curated record. Gene Ontology annotation, molecular function: GTPase activity; GTP binding.
AUGGAUGUAUCAGCCCUAGACGACGCCCAGCCUGUUGCCACAUUCAAGGACGGAGGGAGGAAUGUGCCGAUCGGAGAGUCACUUCUCUCCUCGCUAUAUAAUAUCUCGGAUACUGCGUCUGCCUACCUCGUCCCGCGCCUCGUAGCUCUUAUCUCUACGACCACAGCCAUGUCGUCACGGAAGAAGGUCCUGUUGAAGGUGAUCAUCCUGGGCGACAGCGGCGUUGGAAAGACGAGCUUGAUGAAUCAAUAUGUCAACAAGAAGUUCAGCGCAAGCUACAAGGCCACCAUCGGCGCCGACUUUCUCACAAAAGAAGUUCUGGUCGACGACCGUCUGGUAACGAUGCAGGCACGUCCCCAGAUGACUCGACCUGUUAUGUACCCGAGGCUAAUACACGAUCUACAGAUCUGGGAUACGGCCGGCCAAGAACGCUUUCAGUCCCUGGGCGUUGCAUUCUACCGUGGAGCCGAUUGCUGCGUUUUAGUAUACGAUGUGAACAACUCGAAGAGUUUCGAGGCCCUCGACAGCUGGCGGGAUGAGUUCUUGAUCCAGGCCAGCCCCCGAGAUCCAGAAAGCUUUCCCUUCGUUGUGAUCGGUAACAAGAUUGAUGUCGAGGAGAGCAAGCGGAUGAUCUCUUCGAAGCGGGCUAUGACCUUCUGCCAGUCGAAAGGCAACAUCCCCUACUUCGAGACUAGUGCCAAGGAAGCAGUGAACGUCGAACAGGCUUUCGAAGUCAUCGCUCGGAGUGCUCUGGCUCAGGAAGAGGCCGAGGAGUUUAGCGGUGAAUUCAGCGACCCCAUCAACAUCCAUCUAGACAGCGAUCGGGAUGGAUGUGCCUGUUGA